AUGGCGAUCGAGAACUUCGCGAUGCAGCGCGACUGGGAGCUCGAGCGCUGGGGCGCCGACGCCGACGCCGACGCGGUCGGCGCCGUGUACGAGGAUGAGGACGCGUACGGCGACGCGCACGGCGACGGCGGCGACGGCGGUGAUGCGCGCGACGCGCCGCCGCAUAUGCCCGUGCGCGCCGCGACGCCCAACAACCGCGCGCCCUCGUCCGCGUCCGCGUCCGCAUCCUCCUGCUCCUCCUCGUCCUGCUACGACACCGACUCGUCCGCCUCCGCCUCGCCCUCCCUAUCCGCCUCUGAAUACGACUCCGACGGCGACGGCGACUCGGACGCGGACGCGCACGCGCCGCAAAAGCCGCUCCCUGCCUCGCCGUCACAGUCGCGUAUCGCGGUGCGGGGCCACGCGGCGGCGCUGUUCGGCCGCCUCUUGGGCACGUCGGCGCGUAAGGGCGGGGCGUGCGCCGCGCCCGCGCAUGUGCCUGUAAAGAGCGCGCGCCGCACGAGCGUGUGCGCGCAAAACGGCGUUGGGCGCUCGGGGAGCGCGGGCGGAGAUAGCGUUGGGAGUGGUAGGCAGCGGGACAGGGGCAAGGACAGGGACAGGGGCCGCUCGUGGAUCGCGGCGGGGCUCGCGUCGGUGCGCAAUAUGUGGACGCUCGGCGUCUGAGGGGGCGUGCGAUGCGGCGCCGCCCGCGAAUCGUGGAUCGAACUCGACUCGAGAAGGUCGGAGGUUGGAGGCUGUGUGCGGCCGGGGCUGGCGCUCGCCGCUCUCUGGACUCUGUGACUCUGUGACUCCGUGCGUUGCGCUGUGGAUGUGGAUGUGCCUUGUUGGUCGAGACGUACGGGGCGCGUGCGUUAUGCUUUGCGUUGCUUUGCUCUGCUAUCGAGCGCAGUGGUCGCUCGCUCGCUUGCUAGCUGUCGAUGCCGGUCGGUCGGAUCUGCCGUCCGCCGGCUGUCUGCUGUUUGCUGUCUGCUCUUUAUCUGCUGUGUCGUCGUCGUGUCUUCGUGACAAGGAAAAAAACACCCCAAUACUUCGCAUUUAUUUAUCGCCUACCCAGACUUCCUUGUAUGUACCAUAUAAACUACGCCACACAAAAAUCAAACUCUGCCAGUCCC
This is a messenger RNA of Heterobasidion irregulare TC 32-1, 1112 nucleotides long. RefSeq lists its product as uncharacterized. The record is from RefSeq and is a predicted model, not a curated record. The transcript has 2 exons. Lineage: Eukaryota; Fungi; Basidiomycota; Agaricomycetes; Russulales; Bondarzewiaceae. The coding region runs from base 1 to 663 and encodes 220 amino acids.